This is a messenger RNA of Aedes albopictus (Asian tiger mosquito), 9210 nucleotides long. It is a transcript of the gene bs, whose product is annotated as serum response factor homolog. NCBI's taxonomy places the organism in Eukaryota, Metazoa, Arthropoda, Insecta, Diptera, Culicidae. Gene Ontology annotation, biological process: positive regulation of transcription by RNA polymerase II. The transcript has 2 exons. The record is from RefSeq and is a predicted model, not a curated record. Bases 1564 to 2544 code for a protein of 326 amino acids. Gene Ontology annotation, molecular function: protein dimerization activity; RNA polymerase II cis-regulatory region sequence-specific DNA binding; DNA-binding transcription factor activity, RNA polymerase II-specific.
AUUAUAUCGACAGUGGUCAGCUGGAGCCAUAUGUAGAAUGUUCCUCGUGCGAGCGGUGCGCUAAACAAUCAGUCAGUCAGUCAGUGUGCAGAGCCAGAGAGUUGCCGAUCGUGUGUGUUUUGUGCGUGUUGCGUUUCGAUUUUUGUUUUGCGGCUAUCGAUCGUUCGAAAGCGAUCGGCUAAACGGAAAAGAGGAAAAAAAAAACAUACGGCAGACUUCGCUGCAAUCAGUUUUUUGGAGAGAUCCGUCCGGGUGACAGCCGAAAUUUGAAGGACGCAGAUUGACCAUAGGGAGCGGAAAGUUGACUCAACCGGUGACGGGAUCGUGUGCAAUUUUGGAGAAAAAAGAAGUUUUUGUGUAAAUCGAUUGCGAUUGCCGAGAGUUGGCGUCGGAGAACGGCAAAAAUCAACAAGUGGUUUAUUUCAUUGUUUUGAAAGCGAACAUCAACAUCUGUGAGAGUGCGGCUAUUGUGGGACUGAAGCAAGAAUUUCAACAAUAGUUUUGGAAGAGUUAAGUUCAAGUCAGUUCGAAAAGUUCAAAAGUUAUCGCAAGAACCUGUAAAUCUGAGCAACAAUUGGCGCAAACAGCGGCAAAACAAAUCAUUCCAAGUUCAUACAACCUGUCGAAUCAUCGUAGAAACCAGAGUUCAACCAACUGCCUACUACGCAGAGCUCAGCUGCUCAAAUGCUGAAACGUUAAGUAAUUUCACCGGCAAGAAACCAAAUGACGACGGCGACACUUGCGAGCAUCUUUGAUUAAAUAAGACAUCGCAAAGAUUCCAAUCCGAGCAAAAGCAAAAGAGCAACCAAAUCUAAAGAUAAAAAUAAUCUCGAAAAGGGGAUCAAAACAUUAGAAAAGUCCCCAAAAAAAGAAGGAGCUACUCUGUGACCGAACAUCGACAUCAGCGACGGCAGCGGCGGCGUAGAGACAACGGCGUGAUCUUCCAACGGAACCAGCGCGGAGGUGUGUAGGAGGACAAGGUGCGUGAUAGGAGCGGCUGGCUGCUGCAGGGAAGGCGAACAACCAUCGAGCGUAACGUGAGCGACCGGCUGAGGGAAAGAACUGUUGCUGCGGAAGCUGCUUGCGAAGAGAAGAAGUGUACCGUCCAACGCAACGAGAACGAGCGACCAUCCGCGCGUUCAUCCAUCUGUCAAAACAAACGGAGAGUGAGUGACCACCCGUCCCAUCCCGAAAUAAGCAUUCUUCAGUUCAUUCGGGGUCGCGGAUUUUUACGGGUGCGAAUUUUCCUCGUCGAGGAAAACCGUCGGUUUAUGUGGUGUGCGAAGUGCGGAAAACAGUGACAGACACGGCCCUUUCCCGGAAGACUACGGUGCGAUAGGAACGAACGAAAACGCGAGUGAAGCCGGAGGUCAAAGACCACCGGAAGCGUCCGAAAGAAUUCUCCGGUGCGUGUGAACGUUCUGGUUGGUUGGAAAAGUGCGAAAAACCGGGUAGUGACGUGAUAAGAAGAAGCCAUCCGUGUGCUAGAACCUAGCGAAAGCCGCGAGCGUGAAUCUUCCUUUGGUGCCAGUCCCCAGAAAAGCCGCAAAAAUUUGGGAAAUAAUGGAUCCCAAUGCAGCGCGUGACUCGCGCUACAAUCUGAACUACAGCAUGAGUAUGAUGAGCGAAACGCCGGAAAUCUACGGAAAUCCGAACGUUUCGCUGGCCCGGCCUCCCAGUGGGGGCCUGGUGGGCCAAGUCAUGUCUCGCGGGGGUGGUCUUAUGAGUGCCGGGAACGGACCACAGUGUGGAGCCGGUGGUGGCGGUGGCGGCGGAGGUGGAGGCGGAAGCCUCAGUCGUGGAAUUAAACGAGCCAACUCGGACUGUUACGACGAUGGCCGGCAGAUGGUCGGCUCACAGGGUCUGACCGGCCUCGAGGGGUGCAAUGUGGGCUCGGAUGUUGUGGACGAAAGUUACACCUCGCUGCAGCCGAAAAAGUCACCACCGAGCAACGGGAAGAAAACAAAGGGCCGUGUCAAGAUUAAGAUGGAAUAUAUCGAUAAUAAGUUGCGACGGUACACGACCUUCUCGAAGCGCAAAACCGGAAUCAUGAAAAAGGCCUACGAACUUUCCACUCUGACCGGCACGCAAGUGAUGCUGCUGGUGGCCUCCGAGACCGGUCACGUGUACACGUUCGCGACGCGCAAGCUGCAACCGAUGAUCACGUCGGAAGCGGGCAAAGCGCUCAUCCAGACCUGCCUGAACUCGCCGGAUCCCCCGACGGGGUCCAGCGGCGAUCAGCGCAUGUCUGCCACCGGGUUCGAGGAAACCGAACUCAGCUACAACAUCGGCGACGAAGAUUCGAAAGUAAGACAGCUAGUGUACGGCCACGGACACCACGGGCAUGCUCAUCUGGGUCACCCGCAGACCGGCCACUACGGGCUGGAUCAAAGUCUGAUGCAGCAGCCCUAUCCGGUCAGUGGGCAGGGUUCACCGUUGUCGCACGCGCAGUCCUACCCGCCACAUUCGGGCCACUCGCACCAUUCGCACAUCCCGCACCACUCGCACACGGCGCACAUGAGCCACGCGCAUGCGCAACGGUAGUGGUUCGCGUGUGCGUGACAUGCGUGCUGCAAUGCUGGUGCAACUAAUUCCUCCAAAGCAGGGUUUUCGUUUCGAUUUGAAGUAUGCUUUAUUGUAUUGUUGUUAGUGGUAAUUAUUGUUCGUGUGAGUGAGGAUCCUCCUAAGCGGUGCUACGCCCUCUAUCAGCUUUUGGCUUCUAUUUCGUCCAACGUCUUUGUUUCUAGGAAAGGAUUCUGCAAUGUAGUAACAUUUCACGGAUAGUAGAAUUGAGUAGAAGUGAUCAGUCGUCAUUUUGACACUCUUGAAAAGAAAUUAACGACGUCGUUCCGCUUUCACCCCGUUCCCCGAAUCUACCUACAGUGUAAUUUAUAAUUAAUAAUUAUUAAAUAUUACGUCGAGAUCUCACACACAAUACACACAAUAACUCUCCGACGACGUGCCAGCGCGUCGUGUCGCCGCGCCAUGGUCCGAAUGGUUUUAAAGAGCCUUCUUUACGUCCAUCGGUGUCCCAUUAAUUACCUCUUCUGGCCAUAUAACUGUCCGGCUGUCGGAUCUCCCGCGUAUGAUGAUGCCAUAUUACAUCUCUCAGACACUCACACAACCACAUAUCGCGAUUUUUUUUUUCGUGUAGGGCGACGCGUACUCCUUGACUGGAUGCAAAUUCCAUGCGCGCUAGGGGUCUUCCUCCGAAGGCGCGCCGCGCCGGUGUGGUUCUUCUCAUCACCAUCAAAAGUGCGAUUUGAUGUUCGUCCGGUGGAGAGUUUUAAUUUCACCGAAGUGCACUUGCGCGCAAUACAGGACGAAGGCGCUGGAUGAUGAGACAGGCGAAGAAGGAUUCGUCACACACUCGAGUGCCAAUUGAAUUGAAUGCGAGAUGAACGACGACGAAGCGAUCACAGUCAAUACAGUGACUGACGACGACGACGACGACGAUGAUGAGGAUGCUUGGGAUGAUUGUGUUCGAUCGAAUGUGGGGGGAACAAAAGUCUACGAGUGAGGAAAAACGAUGUAAAAGUCCACUCGAAUGAAAGUAAUUUGUGGAUGACAUAAAUAUUUACAUUGUGUCCCGUUGAAGUGACAAAAAAUGCGAGUUAUCCACCUAUGGGGAUAUCCCGACCCUGUCACUUUCAAUGGUAUACUCCUGGGAAGAUAUCAAGAAUACUUCCUUGUGGUAAAAAACGCAACGAAUUCGAAGUGGAAUUCCAGGAAGAAUUCCACUAGGUAUUCCAGGAAGAAUUCCACCAGGAAUUCCAGGAAGAAUUCCUCAUGAGUUUUGGGAGGAAUUCCGCAGCAAUUCCAGAAGAAAUUCCACAGUAAUUCCAGGAGGGAUUCCAUAGGAAUUCCAGGAAGAAUUCCACAGGAAUUCCAAAAGGAAUUCCACAGGAAUUCCAAAAGGAAUUCCACAGGAAUUCCAAAAGGAAUUCCACAGGAAUUCCAGGAGGAAUUCCACAGGAAUUCCAGGAAAAAUUCCACAGGAAUUCCAGGAAAAAUUCCACCGGGAUUCCAGGAAAAAUUCCACCGGGAUUCCAGGAGGAAUUCCACAGGAAUUCCACAGGAAUUCCAGGAUGAAUUCCAGGAGGAAUUCCUGGAGGAAUUCCAGGAGGAAUUCCACAGGAAUUCCAGGAGGAAUUCCAGGAAAAAUUCCACAGGGAUUCCAGGAGAAACUCCACAGGAAUUCCAGAAGGCAUUCCACAGAAACUACAGGAGGAAUUCCAGAGUAAUUUCAGGAGGAAUUUUACAAGAAUUCCAGGAGGAAUUGAACAGAAAUUCCAGGAGGAAUUCCACAGAAAUUCCAGGAAGAAUUCCACAGCAAUUCCAGGAAAAAUUCCACAGGGAUUCCAGGAGGAAUUCCACAGGAAUUCCAGGAGGAAUUUCACAGGAAUUCCUGGAGGAAUUCCACAGGAAUUCCAUGCGGAAUUCCACAGGAAUUCAUGGAAAAUUUCACAGGGAUUCCAGGAGGAAUGCCACAGGAAUUCCAGAAGGAAUUCCACAGGAAUUCCAGAAGGAAUUCCACAGGAACUACAGGAAGAAUUCCACAGUAAUUUCAGGAGGAAUUUUACAAGAAUUCCAGGAGGAAUUGAACAUAUAUUCCAGGAAGAAAUCCACAGAAAUUCUAGGAGGAAUUCCACGGAAAUUUCAGAAGGAAUUCCACAGGAAUUCCAGGAGGAAUUCCAGAAGGAAUUCUUCAGGAAUUCCAUGAGGAAUUGCACAGGACUUCCAUGAGGAAUUCCACAGGAAUUCCACAGGAAUUGCAGGAGGAAUUCCACAUGAAUUCCAGGAGGAAUUCCAGGUGGAAUUCCACAGGAAUUCCAGGAGGAAUUCCACAGGAAUUCCAGGAGGAAUUCUACAGGAAUUCCAGGAGGAAUUCUACAGGAAUUCCAGGAGGAAUUCUACAGGAAUUCCAGGAGGAAUUCUACAGGAAUUCCAGGAGGAAUUCUACAGAAAUUCCAGGAGGAAUUCUACAGGAAUUCCAGGAGGAAUUCUACAGGAAUUCCAGGAGAAAUUCCGCAGAAAUUCCAGGAGGAAUCCCAGGAAGAAUUCUACAGGAAUUUCAGGAGAAAUUCCAGGAGGAAUUCCAGGAGGAAUUCCAGGAGGAAUUCCAGGAAGAAUUCCAGGAGGAAUUUCAGAAGGAUUUCCAGAAGGAUUUCCAGGAGCAAUUCCAGAAGGAUUUCCAGGAGGAAUUCCACAAGAAUUUUCACAGGAAUUCCACAGAAAUUCCACAGGAAUUCCAGAAUGAAUUCCACAGGAAUUUCAGAAUGACUUCUACAGGAAUUUCAGAAUGAAUUCCACAGAAAUUCCUGUAGAAAUUCCAGGAUGAAUUCCACAGGCAUUAUAAAAGGAUUUCCAGGAAUUACAGGAAGAAUUCCAUAGCAAUUCCAAAACAAAUUCCACAGUAAUUUCAGAAGAAAUUUCACAGCAGAAGAAUUUCCAGAAGAAUUUCCACAGUAAUUUCAGGAGGAAUUCCACAGGAGUUCCAGGAAGAAUUCCACAGGAAUUCCAGUAGGAAUUCCAGGAUGAAUUCCACAGAAUUUACAAAAGAAUUUCCAGGACUUUCAGGCGGAUUUCCAGAGCAACUCCAGAAGGAAUUCCAAAAGAAAUUGCACAGGAAUUCUUGAAGGAACUCCACAGGAAUUCUAGGAAGAAUUCCACCAGGAAUUCCAGGAGGAAUUCUUCAGGAAUUCCUGGAGGAAUUUUUCAGGCUUUACAGGAGGAAUUCUUCAGGAGGAAUUCUUCAGAAAUUCCAGGAGGAAUUCUUAAGGAAUUCCAGGAGGAAUAAUUUAGAAAUUUCAGGAGGAAUGCUUCAGAAAUUCCAGGAGGAAUUCUUCAGGAAUUCCAGAAGGAAUUCUUCAGGAAUUACAGGAGGAAUUCUUCAGGAAUUCCAGAAGGAAUUCUUCAGGAAUUCCAGGAGGAAUUCUUCAGGAAUUCCAGGAGUACUUCUUCAGGAAUUUCAGGAGGAAUUCUUCAGGAAUUCCAGGAGGAAUUCUUCAGGAAUUCCAGGAGGAAUUCUUCACGAACUCCAAUAGGAAUUCUUCAGGAAUUCCAGGAAGAAUUCUUCAGGAAUUCCAGGAGAAAUUCCACAGGAAUUCCAUGAGGAAUUCAGCAGGAAUUCCAGGAAGAAUUCCAGAGGGAAUUCUUCAGGAAUUCCAGGAGGAGUUUUUCAGGAAUUUCUGGAGGAAUUCUUCAGGAAUUCCUGGAGGAAUUCUUCAGAAAUUCCAGAAGGGAUUCUUCAGGGAUUCCAGAAGGAUCUAAUCAAGUAUUCCACAAGAUUUUGAGGAGGAAUGCCACAGGAAUUUCAGAAGAAAUUCCACAGGAAUUCCAGGAGGUUUUCCACAGGAUUCCAGGAGGAAUUCUUCUGGAAUUCCAGAAGGAAUUCUCCAGGAAUUACAGAAGGAUAUCUCCAGGAAUUCCAGAAGGAUAUCUCCAGGAAUUCCAGAAGGAUAUCCAGAAGGAACUCCAGAAGAGAUUCUUCCGGAAUUCCAGAGGAAUUCUUUAGGAAUCCCAGAAGGAAUUCUCCAGGAGUUCCAGAAGGAAUUCUCCAGGAAUUCCAGGAGGAAUUUUUCGGGAAUUCCAGGUGGAAUUCUUCAGGAAUUCCAGGAGGAAUUCUUCAGGAAUUCCAGAAGGAUCUAAUCAGGAAUUCCACAAGAUUUUGAAGAGGACUUCCACUGGAAUUCCCGGAGGAACUCCCAUGAGGAAUUCCUAUCACUUCUAUUAAGGCUAUCAUAGCCUUCUUGAACACAAUACUCUUCAGCAGCCCACCAUGCCCCAAAACUUUUCCUCCACUGCAAAAUUUUUAUGAUGAAUCUGUCCCCGGUCCUCACCAUCACAAUACCCACCCAAAAACCCGAGCUCGUGCGAGACUGCGAUUAAUGGUUAAUAUUUCUUCACUGAACAUUCGCGCAGACUCAUCCCGCGUUACGUUCGUCGCUUCGCUGGUAUCGCUGCGCUGGCUGGUAGAUGACACCUAUCGUCUCCGUUGUCCGCGUGUCCGCUUUCGUCAUUUUAAUUACCUUUAAUACCCGAUGGAUUUCAUGUCGCAGUGCUAAAUAAUGGCUACUCCUUUCGGUUUCAGUUGCGCGCGCGCGAGGGCCCCGAGGGGUGGAAGAUUUCACGAGAAAUCAGUCAGAGGCACAGACAGCAAUUUGAAGCAAUCAGGGGGUCGCUAAUUGGCAGUAAUUACAUUAGAGGCAGUGACGAAUCUUAGGUUUAUCUGGAGUCUCUGAAGUCCGAAAUCCUUUGUGCGGUGGGCGGGAUGUGUGCGAAGGUGCCAAAAAUCAAUCGAUCGUAUUCAAUGGAAAAUUAUGCAAAUUUCUUCCGAGAAACCAUUAGGCGGCGAAGGUGAACUACCUCCAGCAGAUGAGCAUGCCCAUCGUCCUAGAUGUAGUUUGUGGAGUGCUUUAUUCUGUCCUUCUAUGUCUCUUUAAGUUCAAAGUGUGCUUUUGGAUUGUGAAUCUUUUGUUGUAGCUUUUGUUCGUGUGACGGAAUGCAAUUGUUAUUUAUUUCAAAUUUUAUGUUUUCCCUAAAAAAAUCAUCAAAAUCUAACUAGAAAACUCUGAUAUUAUAAAACAACCCUCAUUUCCCAGUGUGCUAUAAACUUAGUUGAAUCGAAGAUUUCCCCCCAAUCACUAGUAAGAGUCGUCUUAGGUUAGGCUAGGCAAUCUAUAUCGAAUUGUUUUUCAUUUUAGUUUUAAGGGUUCUCGUUUUCCACAAAACGAGCCAAAAUCAAAGGAUCUAAUUCGUGCCCCCAAAAAGGCACUAGAUUUCACUUACAAAUACCCACACACCCCAUCCGUUUCCUCGAUCAACGCCCUUUCUAUGUGUACGAGCGAGUACGUGAACAAUGUGAACCGAGUGUGCCGUAUUAGUUGUCUAAGUUCAGGAAACCUUCACCUAGGUUCGCUAAGUAGCUGUAGGCUCCGAAAAAACAACACACACUAGUUGCUAAGUAGUUUGUCCAAGAGAUGUCUAGUACUUUGUUGAUUAUUUCAUGUUUAUGUUUAAUUUAUUAACAUUCCCAGUUGAUGCAGUAUUUUUUCCAUUUGUAAAUAUAAGUAGAAAACGAAGCAAUCGAGAACUUACUCUAGUUGGUAGUGAAGUAAAAACCUAGAUUUAAAAUUUUACAAACUCUUUUAAUGAGCAAAACAAUGACAAUUUUUCCAGUAUGAAUGAUCUUCCCUAGAAGACACGAGAAAAAGUGGUAGUAAAAAUUAACUUAUUCUCUCUCUAUCUAAUUAAAAAAAAACAACAGAAACUAAUAAACAGAGAUCUUAGAAAAAAACGUAGUUGAAAUGACAAAGUCAGUGUACUCAAUCCAAGUGUAAGAUUUAGGAAGCCCUCUCCCAUCCCAGUAGAAGGGAGGGAGCGUAAAUCGAUGUAUAUUAGAGUGGGUCAACGUUGUAUGGAGAAACUUUAAAUUUGAUUGUAUCAUCCCGGAACAAAGCUUUUUCAAUCUAUAUUAGCGCUUAAAACAACUGUGCAAAAUUUGGGAGCGAUUGGUUGCGUCCCCGUAUUCCGCAUUGCGAUUGAAAUUUGUAUGGAAGUUAAUAUGGGAAAACGUACUUUUUUGCAUUUUACUCAUAAGUUGAAUUCUUUUGUUCAAUACCAUGUAACUAAUGACGUUAAAGUAUAGCCUAGGAUAUGCCGAGAAACUUUGCCGAAGACCGCAAAGUGAUCCGACGCUUGUGAAAAAAGUUAUUCUCCUGGUAACUUAGGCCAAAAAUUGUGAUUUUAUUAUUGAUGUUAUUCCUUUACAUGUUAAAUGUUAAGCACCACCGGGCAAUCUGUACGUUAUAACUUUUUUCACAAGUGUCGGAUCACUUUGCGGUCUUCGGCAAAGUUUUUCGGCAUAUCCUAGGCUAUACUUUACCGUCAUUGGUUAGAUUGUUUUAGAAGAAAAAUUUCAAUUUAUGAGAAAAAUGCAAAAAAUCACGUUUUCCCAUACAAAAUUCCAUACAAAUUUCAAUCGCAAUGCGGAAUACGGGGAAGCAACCAAUCGCUCCCAAAUUUUGCACAGUUACUUUGUACGCUAAAAUGAAUCGAAAAAGCUUUGUUCCAAAAAAUCGACUUUGUUGACCCAGUCUAAUGUAUAUUCGAUGGUUUUGUGCAGUAUUCAAUGUGACAUAGAUAAACAAAACAAAAAAAAAACUGAUCGAACGUUGGUAAUAAAUGUUGACGAAGUUUACAACUGAA